This is a messenger RNA of Acanthamoeba castellanii str. Neff, 786 nucleotides long. RefSeq names its product RNA binding, putative. Gene Ontology annotation, biological process: pseudouridine synthesis. The transcript has 8 exons. Gene Ontology annotation, molecular function: pseudouridine synthase activity; RNA binding. NCBI's taxonomy places the organism in Eukaryota, Discosea, Longamoebia, Acanthamoebidae. The annotation marks the transcript as partial. The record is from RefSeq and is a predicted model, not a curated record. Gene Ontology annotation, cellular component: nucleus.
GGCGGCGGUCGCGACGCCGGGAUUGUUGAGUACAAGGAGCUCAAGCUGGCGCCGAGCGACGACAAGUCUCAGCGAACGGAGGUGCACAAGGCCUUCCGGGUCCACUUCGAGGGCUUCCUCGACACGAAGACGCAGGACGACAGCGUGGUGGUCAUGGUCGUCGGUCGCGCCGAUCGUCGCGGCGCCCGACCAGCCGGCACCGGCGGCCGCAGCGACGCCGCCAACCAACGCAAGCGGCAAUGGCCGACGUGCUGGGGUGACUACCUGCAGUUCGUGCUCUACAAGGAGAACAAGGACACCACCGCCGCGGUCGGCCUCCUCGCCAAGUUCACCAAUGCGCGCGCCAGUCGGUUCUCGUAUGCCGGCACCAAGGACAAGCGAGGGGUCACCACCCAACACAUGACCAUCUAUCACAUGCGCGCCGAGCAGCUGCGCGGACUCAACGCCAAGCUGUACGGCAUGCGCGUGGGCAACUUCUCUUAUGUGUCGCAACAGCUUCGUCUGGGUGACCUCUUUGGCAACCGCUUUUCCGUCGUGCUCCGGGAGGUGUCGGCCUCGGAGGAGGAGAUCAACCACUCCCUCACUGAGCUCAAGCGGACCGGCUUCGUAAACUACUACGGUCUGCAGCGCUUCGGCACGGGGUCGGUGGCAACGCACCGCGUCGGCAUCGCACUGCUGCAGGGCCAGUGGAAGGAGGCCGCCGAUCUCAUCCUGCAGCCGCGGACCGGCGAGGAGCAGGAAUGUGAGAGCGCGCGCAAGUACUGGGCGGAGACUGGUGACAUCAAU